This is a messenger RNA of Colletotrichum navitas, 963 nucleotides long. Its product is annotated as mitochondrion organization and biogenesis protein. The record is from RefSeq and is a predicted model, not a curated record. NCBI's taxonomy places the organism in Eukaryota, Fungi, Ascomycota, Sordariomycetes, Glomerellales, Glomerellaceae. Bases 76 to 822 code for a protein of 248 amino acids. Gene Ontology annotation, cellular component: nucleus. The transcript has a single exon.
CAACUUCGCAUCCCACACCCCGACUCUCGACAUCUCCCAUUUCGAUCCGAGUCCGCGAGAUCCCGCAAGCCAAUCAUGUUCUGCUCAUGUAGAUUGACCUCCUUGAGGCUUUUUCUACAGGGCGUUUCGCAAACGCUCGUCUCCGAACCCGCCGUCGCGACGAGACUUUCCCAGCACCUCAAGAACCCCCACGCUCUGCGGCUCGGCCAGAAAUCGACAUUCGCAACCUCGGUAGCCUAUAGCAGACAUGACGACUGGCAAGGGUCCAGAAAAUCAGGCACGGUGCUCGCGGAGAGAAAACACGCAACAAAGGACAGGAGGGGACAGGACGGCCACGCCGGCGAGGACGACCCCGAGGACGGUGCGAAGCCCAAAAGAGAACCCUGGCAGAUCCAGAAAGAGGCCCUGAAGAAGAAGUUUCCCGAGGGCUGGAACCCGCGCAAGCGGCUCUCGCCGGACGCCAUCGCGGGCAUCAAGGCGCUGCACGCGCAGUUCCCCGAGGAGUACACGCUCCGGACGCUGGCCGACAAGUUCGAGGUAUCGCCCGAGGCGAUCCGAAGGAUUCUCAAGAGCAAGUGGCAGGCAUCGCCCGAGGAGGAGGAGAAGCGUCAGGAGCGCUGGUUCCGGCGCGGCGUCAGCGUGUGGUCGCGGUACGCCGAGCUGGGCAUGAAGCCGCCCAGCAAGUGGCGCCGCGAGGGCGUCACGCGCGACCCAUCGUACCACGAAAACCGCAAAGCGGCGAUCCAGCGGAGGAAGGAAGAGGAGGCGGAAGAACACGCCGGGGAGAGGUUGCAGCGGAAGCUGUCUGACACGAUUCUGUAAUCGCCAGGAGCGACGAUCUCUUUCUCGCAUUCACACGGGUCGAAUACCCCGAGGACCAUCCCAGCUCUUAAAUACCGGGCAGAAAUCGAGCCUCAAAAUCCAAUAUUGAUCGAAACUAUGCCAAAAAACAAUAAACAGAAA